This is a messenger RNA of Myzus persicae (green peach aphid), 1619 nucleotides long. Its product is annotated as TRPL translocation defect protein 14-like. Gene Ontology annotation, biological process: photoreceptor cell maintenance. Lineage: Eukaryota; Metazoa; Arthropoda; Insecta; Hemiptera; Aphididae. Bases 346 to 1608 code for a protein of 420 amino acids. Gene Ontology annotation, molecular function: phosphatidic acid binding; phosphatidylinositol binding; GTP binding. The record is from RefSeq and is a predicted model, not a curated record. The transcript has 11 exons.
GAUUCGCCAGUCAGUUGCAGUCAGGACUCAGGACGUGCGACGUUCACACGCUUGGUAAAUCUGGUCGAGAUAUAUUUUUUUUUAUAUUUGUGUUUUUUUUUUCACAGUUUUGUAGUGCUUGCAAACACAUGACGACAACAAUCAAAAUUAUAAUAAUAUAGUGAAUAUUAAUAAUAACAACCAACGCCACCACGCGCAAUACAUUUCAUCGGAAAACUCUCUUCGCCGGUGUCGUCAUCCGUUAUCAUACAAACGGCCUUCAAGUUUGAUCACACCAUCGCCACCCACAGCAGAAGUCACAUAGUUCACACGCUAGAAACGUCGACAAGCAGAGAAAUAUUCACGAUGAACAAUAAAAUCAAGAAACUAUACAAAAUCGUACUGACCGGUGGUCCUUGUGGUGGGAAGACAACAGGACAGUCACGAUUAUGUACAUUCUUUGAAAAUUUAGGAUGGAAGGUUUACAGAGUUCCAGAGACUGCGAAUGUUCUAUUAAGUGGAGGCAUCAAAUUUUCGGAAUUAAGUGACGAACAAGUCUAUACAUUUCAAGAGAACCUUCUCAAAUGUAUGUUACAGUUAGAAAAAACGUACUUUGAACUGGGUGAAUCGUGCGAUCAAGACUGUCUAAUUAUUUGUGAUAGAGGUGCCAUGGAUGCUUCUGCAUAUAUGCCUAGUGAUAAAUGGAAUCUUAUAAUGAAAAAAAACGGAUUGAACAUGAUUGAUUUGAGAGACAAUCGCUACAAUCAAAUAAUUCACAUGGUAUCUGCUGCAUGUGGGGCUGAACAUUUUUAUACAACUGAGAAUCAUACGAGCAGGAGUGAAGACAUUGCCCUAGCUAAAAGUUUAGACAUCAAAGCGUCAGAGUCAUGGAUUGGACACCCAUACUUUGAUGUCAUUGAUAAUUCAUCAGAUUUUGAAAAUAAAAUAUGCAGAAUGAUAGCUACUGUUUGUCGAAAUUUGGGCAUAGACACUGUUGAUAGAUUAGCAUCUAACUCAAAAAAACGUAAAUGGCUGGUGAAAUAUCUACCUAAAGAUGAGUUCUUCCCUCCAUUUCAAGAUUUUAAGGUGGUACACAACUACUUGCAGACAUAUACAAAUAAUAUGCAAGCUCGCCUACGAAAACGAGGACAAAAAGGGCAUUGGAAUUAUACACAUACAAUUCGUAAGCCUAAGGUCCAAGGUCAAGUAGUAGAAGUGAGAACGCAGAUUAGUCAAAGAGACUAUAUGAAUAUGUUGCAGCAGAAAGAUGAAACCCACUAUCCAGUUCAUAAGAAAAGGCGAUGCUUUAUACAUCACAAUCAGUAUUAUCAGUUGGACAUUUAUUGUAAACCUUGUCAUAAAAGGUGUGAAAAGUUGAUAUUACUAGAGACGUAUUCCAUUCUUGAAGGCCAAGAGCUUCUUGACCGUUUACCAAAAUUCCUAGACAUUGAAGCUGAGGUUACUGGUAACGCAGAGUAUUCAAUGUUCAAUUUAUCACUUGCUGAAGAUUGGGACAAGUCAAACAAUUUUUGUCACUAUUUAGAACCAGCUGAUGAAGGCCUGAAUGUAAGUGAUCAUAAAACCAACCAAGUUAGCUACAUUCAUGCGAACAGAAAACAAAGAAAAUAAUGAUUUGGUUU